This is a messenger RNA of Pistacia vera, 2712 nucleotides long. Its product is annotated as probable disease resistance protein At1g61300. The record is from RefSeq and is a predicted model, not a curated record. Bases 1 to 2712 code for a protein of 903 amino acids. Lineage: Eukaryota; Viridiplantae; Streptophyta; Magnoliopsida; Sapindales; Anacardiaceae. The transcript has a single exon. Gene Ontology annotation, molecular function: ADP binding; protein binding.
AUGGCGGCCGACAAGGAUCCCCGAACUCCAUUGUGCAAAUAUGUGAAAAAUUAUAUGAAGAUUCAUGAACAGACAGAAAAUCUCAAAGGAAAGCUGGCCGACUUAAAAUCCUGUAAACAACGAAUCGAAGAGAAAGUGACUGCAGAAUCCAGGCAGGUGAUAUCACCACACCUAAAACCUGACGUCGUUGAAUGGUUGAAGAAUACCGAGAAGAUCAUUGAACAAGCACAAGACAUUGAGCAGAAAGUGAAAGAAGCCAAAAUGUUCUCACUCAAACAUUUCCAACGUGAAAUUCAAGAUGUUGCCAAGAUGAUUGAAGAAAUGGAGAAACUUCGUCGGAGUGGUUUAGAGCUUGAGGGUCAGAAGUUGGUGAAUGAGGCACCUCUUGCUCGCGGAGUGGAACGUACAACAACAACAUUAAUAGGUGAAACAAUGAAGAAAAAUAUGGGUGAAAUUUGGGAAUAUUUGACGGGAAAUGAGGUCGUGAAGAUCGGAGUUUGCGGUAUGGGAGGGAUCGGAAAAACAAAUAUCAUGGAACAUAUCAACAACAAACUCCGGAAGGAUGCACAUGAUAAGUUUGAGUAUGUCGUUUGGAUCACUGUGUCUCAAGCGUUUGAACUUGUUAAAUUACAAGAGCAAAUUGCAGCUGGCCUCGAAGUAACUCUCAAAGAAAAAAAUGAUACGAAAAUCCGGGCGGAGACGUUAAAGAAAGAGUCUGCUAAAAAAAAGUUUGUGUUGAUAUUGGAUGAUAUGUGGGAAGAAAUCAAACUGGAGGAAGUGGGGAUCCCUGAGCCUACUAAAGAAAAUGGAUGCAAAUUAGUGAUAACAACUCGUUCGAUAGAUGUCUGCGACUUGAUGAAAUGUAAAGUUCUCGAACUGAAGCUUUUAACAGCGGCUGAAGCUUGGGGGUUAUUUUCAGAGAAAGUGGGAAACAUUAACUCGGAUGAUCCAGAAUUAGAAGAAAUUGCAAAUUCUGUCCUUAGGCAAUGUGCCGGCUUGCCUCUUGCCAUUGUCACAGCAGCUGGUAGUAUGAAAGAAAGACAUGACAUUGAAGUUCGGAGAAAUGCACUUGAAGAAUUGAGUCAAAAGAAAGUGGAUAUAUGUAAGCAAUUACGAAUCAGUUAUGAUCGUUUAAAGGAAGAAAAACUUCGACAUUGUUUCUUGUAUUGCGCUUUGUAUCCUGAAGAUUUCAAAAUCUCAAAGAAUGAGAUAACCGGUUCUUGGAUUGCGGUAGGACUUGUGGAUAAAAGGAAGAGUGUUCAAGAAAGUUAUGCUGAGGGCCUUUCUAUACUGAAAAUAUUUGUGAAUAAUUUCUUGUUGGAGAGUGAUGGUGAUGGAAGAUGGGUGAAAAUGCAUAGUUUAUUAAGAGUCAUGGCAGUGCAUAUUACAAGUGACAGUCCUCGAUUCAUGAUAAAAUCUGGAUUACAAUUGAGAAAAUCACCGGAGGAAGAAGAAUGGGAAGAAACUAAUCCUGAGAGAGCAUCCUUAAUGUGGAAUGAAAUAUCUGAAAUUCCUUCAAAUAUGUCUCCAAAUUGUCCAACUCUUUCAACCUUGUUGCUACAGAGAAAUCCCGUGGAAAAAAUUCCUGAAUCUUUCUUUGUCAACAUGAAGGAGUUGAAGCUUCUUAAUCUUUCCUACACCAAAGUUGAGGCUCUGCCGAGCUCUAUAUCCGACUUGACGAAUCUCCGCACAUUGUUGCUCCAAUUCUGUGAAAAAUUACAACAUGUCCCUUCUCUUGAAAAGCUUUCCUCUCUUCUCACUUUGGACCUCCGAUGCACAAGCAUAAAAAAAGUCCCUGACGGCAUCGAAAAGUUGGUAAAUCUUACAUAUCUUAAUCUUUAUUCACUGAAGAUAGAUGAGUUACCAACAGGGAAAGAGCUAUCUCAAUUAAAGGGUCUUCAGGAAUUGAGAAUAUAUUGGGGGAAGAAAACUUCAGCAGAAACGGUGGAAGAGGCGGCUAGAUUGAAUAAUUUGGAAACUUUUGGGGGGCAUUUUCAUAAACUAGAUGACUUCAACCUGUAUGUCAAAUCCUUGGAGCCUGAACGUCAAGCACCGAAAAGUUACAAUCUUCUGCUGGCGCCGGCAUCGGAAUUUGAUAUGUCAUUUCCUGUAAAAGAUGUUUAUAUGAAAGAUGUAACCUUGUGGGAUUUCAACAUCAGUGAAGGAGAGGGUUCUGUUGUGAUCCCGAGUGACGUGAAGCGUCUAAAGAUGAAUCACUGCGACGUCAUAAGAAGCUUAAAUGAUGUUAUGUCUAGAGGAAGAGGACUUACAGUUCUCUGCAUCCAUGGUUGCAGAAAUUUACAACAGUUGUCAUCAUUUAAGGUGCUAAGCGGCCUGACAAACCUGGAAGUCAUUGAUAUCAAGUCAUGUUUUGAGAUGAAGGAGAUAAUAGCACCCGAUGUCAAGAAACAAGACGAAGAAGGAACAAGUAGCAGCGAAAAACAAAUUUUUCUCCCGAAAUUGAGAAAGCUGCAGUUGUGGUUUCUGCCAGAAUUGGAGAGCAUUAGCAAAGAAGAAAUAAAUUGUGGCGUUCUCCGAGAAAUCGACAUCCGAAAGUGCCCAAAACUCAGAAAGCUGCCUCUUUUUGUUGAUCCUCCGCCUGCAACUACAGAAAUCAAGAUAGGAAAAGGGUUGUGGGAAUCAUUGGAGUGGGAAAAUGUCAAUGCUAAAUAUGACUUGCAUCGUCAUUGUCAGUUCAUGCCCUAUUAUUGA